AUGGCACAGGUGAGGAACAAGCAAGUGCUUCUGCGGGACCAUGUCACCGGUUUUCCAAAAGAAUCCGACAUGAACAUUGUUGAAAGUACCAUAACAUUGAAGCUUCCACAAGGUUCCAAUGAUGUCCUGCUCAAAAAUCUUUACUUGUCCUGUGACCCUUACAUGAGGAAUCUCAUGAACAAACCUGAAGGACCCCCCAAUAGUCGUGCGUACACUCCUGGAUCC
Messenger RNA from Sphenostylis stenocarpa, 225 nucleotides. The record is from the annotation of a GenBank genome assembly. Lineage: Eukaryota; Viridiplantae; Streptophyta; Magnoliopsida; Fabales; Fabaceae.